This is a messenger RNA of Syngnathus typhle (broad-nosed pipefish), 6029 nucleotides long. RefSeq names its product ribonucleoprotein, PTB-binding 2 (gene raver2). Gene Ontology annotation, molecular function: mRNA binding. NCBI's taxonomy places the organism in Eukaryota, Metazoa, Chordata, Actinopteri, Syngnathiformes, Syngnathidae. Bases 170 to 2833 code for a protein of 887 amino acids. The transcript has 18 exons. The record is from RefSeq and is a predicted model, not a curated record. Gene Ontology annotation, cellular component: cytosol.
AUCAUCAUUAUUUUGCAAUAUCUUCCUCGUAUGCCCAUGCCUGACUUCCUGUCUGGCUUGUGCUGCUCCAUCUCCAUUCCGUCGUCAGUGUGAACUGGGCAUGGCUCGCCACCUCCUCACCUGCCAUUCAGCAAACACACGGAUCUGCUGAGCAAUCCAGACCAGCAAAAUGGCGGCAACGUCAUCCAUCCAGCCGCCGAGCGUGCACUCUUCUCUAGCGCAGAAGAGUGCCAUUUGUCCGCCCAUGAGCAGCCCCGAGAGCCAGCAGCCGGAGGAUGAAGAUGCGGCGGCUGCGGCAGCGACAGCGGCUGCGGGAGCGGCCGCGGCUGGAGCGCAACCCGCAGAGCCAAGCCUCCGUGACUUGCCCGAGCUGGAGCCGGCGGAGAUCGAAAAGAGGCUUGCAAAAACUCGCCAAGAGCUUCGCAACAGACGGAAAAUACUUAUUAAGAACCUCCCGCCCGACACAAGCAACCAGGAGGUCCACGAAAUCCUGAAAGAAUACGAACUGAAGUACUGCUUUGUCGAUCGCAAUAAAGGCACAGCCUUUGUGACUUUGCUGAACGGGGACCAGGCUCAGGAUGCCAUCCGCUCCCUCCAUCACAGCACUGUCCGGGGACGCCUGAUCAAUGUCACCCUGCAGCCGACAGACUCGCUGCUGUGCCUCACCAACCUGCCCCACACCUUCAGCGGCCAGCAGUUUGAGGAGCUGGUACGUUCCUACGGAAACAUCGAGCGCUCCUUUCUGGUGUACAGCCACCUGACGGGCCACUCCAAAGGCUACGGAUUUGUCGAGUACAUGAAGAAAGACUCGGCUUCGCGGGCCCGUUCCGAGUUGCUGGGACGACCGCUGGGGGACCGCUCACUGAUGGUGCAAUGGAUGGACGUCAACCAGCUGACUCAGGAAGAGAACCUGCACUCCAAAUGUGUGUGUGUGGACCGACUGCCUCUGGACCUCUGUGACUCGGAGGAGAUGAGCCAAAUCUUCUCGGAAACAUACAAACCGGUCUUCUGCCAGCUCGCUCAGGAUGAAGGAAGUCCGGUGCGCGGCUUCGGUGUGGUGGAGUACGAGUGCGCGGAGCAAGCAGAGUCGGUGCUGCUUGAGAUGGACCGAAAAGUAGUGGGAAGACAGGAGGUCCGUCUGUCGCUCUGUACGCCCGGCACCUCAGGGAGAAGCACCCUGGCUGCGCUUAUCGCUGCCCAGGGUAUGAUUCUAAGUAACAGGAAAGGGCUGUUGCCGGAACCCAACCUGGCUCAGGUGUUGACCAGUAUGACAAACCCUGCAGCCUUACAGAUCCUCUUGAGACCUUAUCACACUGGCAAACGGGGAGGGAAGUAUGGGCGUCGCAUGAACCUGCCAUUUCUCAGGCCGCCGCUCACCACCGCUCUUCUGACACUUGGAAAAGCUCAACAGAGUGCCAUGUUUGGCAAUGGACUCCUUCUUCAGAACCUCCUGCACAUCCAGCUUGCUCAACAGCAGCUUCUACACAUCAAAGACAAGUGCAUCAGCAGUGCCUCCAGCCUGCUGGGAGAUCCAGCCAGGUUGCUGGUGCAGAAAACUUUACCUCUGCGCACUCCAGGCCUCAUAGCAGUUGGGAAAGGCCUCCUGGGAGACUCCCCCUCAGAAUUUUGCAACGAGCCUGUGCCAGCGUCAAGCCACAACGCCACGGUGGUGGUGUCGGCAACAGGUGUGAUGCCCUACUUCCAGCCCCGACCUGGCGGAGGAGAACAAAACAGCAGCCAGUCCAUCAGCGCUGCCCCUGCCGCCUGCUCCUCUUCCUCCAUCACGUCUUCUUCUUCUUCUUCCCCCUCGGGCUGUGGUGAUAGGCAGGCUGUCCCUUCAGGGAGCCUCAUGCAGGGACACAACUACUCUUUGGGAAGAAGCCAAAAUACAGCUCCGCCCAAACCCCCAGGAGAGGUUUAUACAUCCGCCGGGCUUCACACCACUUCAGACGGCUUUCCACUCAGCAACAUGGUAAACAACGGUCAGAAUUCUCUGCUGGGAGAGCCCCCCAAAGAUGUCCGACUGCCUUCCAAUCCGUACUUGAAUCUAGCCAGUGUCAUGCCAGGGGUUGUUCUGCAAGGGUCACUGGGCAAUAAAGCCCAGGGAGGGCAGCCUGCCUCGGCCAUGUACGGCAACUCGGCGGCGCCAGCGACGACCCCUGUUGUCUCGCAGGCUGGCGGUUCCUUCUGUCAGAACGCAGCCGCUUCCGCCACAUCCUCGUACAACACUGACACUUCCUCGGAUUACUACAAUCAGGCCUACACACAGGAGGCCAUGCAACAGUGGUACCAACACUACCAAACAGCACAAGGCUACAAUUCGGCAACUCCACAGGUCAAUGCAGCCGCUGAUUACUCCAAGGACCACACGCAGGUUCCACCGGUUUCCUCGUACAGCGAUUACAAUUCCUACAUGCAGACGUUCACUCAGUAUUAUUCCCAGUCUACAGCUACUCAGGCCUAUGCCGCCAAGGAAAUGGAUGCGUGUAAGCCUCUAGGCGUGGCUCUUCAUGCCGUCAACAACGGAGUGGCUUCUUCCCCUGCUGUCCUACCAACUGCUGCCAUGCUGCCACCUUACAGCACCCUGCCUCUGAUGCCCGCUUUCCUCGGCGCGCCGCACCCAAUGGCGGCCGGGCCAAAUGCUGUCACCCAUGCGCAAGCUGCCGCCAGCGACUGGAACGCCUACUAUUAUAAUCAGACGCGGGGCCACAAGAGGGAGUACCCCCAGUUGGCGGUGCAGGAAGUGACAUCAUCGGAUGGCGGCUACAUCGGGCAGCACUCUCAAGGCCUUGGGGGGCAGUAUGCUGAUUAUUUCAAGAGGAAGAGGCUCUAGAGUGAGCAGCCCGCCCAUCUUUCAAUCUGGGUCCUCACUUUGGUUGCCUAUCACAAACACUGUGGUCCUAUUCACGUAGACACAACUUCAAAUGUAUUCAUGUCAAACAAUCAACUCCAAAAGGUAAGUUGGGGAACUGAGUGUGCCUUCUUGUGCCGCGUGAUGACGCCGCGCAAGCCACUUUAUACAGCCCCAUCGCUAACCUGGAAACCCCAAUGAUUGCCUACAAAUGCUACCAUGUGGUGGCAAAGCACUACUUUUGUCUAAAUACAACUUCAACAUCAAGAUUCGUAAUCAAAUAUGUCUUACCGCUUUGACCUGGGCAAUCCAAAAAGGUGAAUUUUUCAGCAAUGGAUGGAAUGUACCUUCCCCUAAACAUCUGCCAAAAGGGCAAUUUGUGGACGCCCAACUGCAACCGCGUCUUCAUGUAUGUGUGGAAGUGCUAACAAACGGGUCCAUAUCUGACUUCUAUUGUCACGACCGGUUUGCUUCUGUGUAGGUUGUCAUGGUUUCUGUCCGCAUCUGUGUGCUCGCCCCUCCCUUCCUGUGUCUACUCCCAAUCAAUGUACUAAUUAGUCACCCGCCUCUCGUUACCUGUCUUGUAUUUAAGUCAUGUCUGCGUGGCACUUGCAGUCGGAUCGUUGAUGUCUCCUUGGCUCACGUCUUUGUCGGUCAGUUUAGUUCUGUUAGCCAACCCGGUCGGUGGGUCGCUGUUACUACUGCUGUGUUGCUCUUCAAUAUGUGUUUGAUGUGCCUCUAUGCGUGUGUGUACUGUUCAUACGUGUGCCUAAGCUGUAUCCAUAGGAAGCGUCAGCCAUUUUCUACUCUCAACACUGGGAGAACAUCAGGAGAUAGGGCAUGGACCAAAAAAAAAAAAAAGAGCCCCUUUGACAUGUAAGAGUUUUUCACCAUGGAGUGUGACUCGCACGUCUAGUGUAUUCAAGAUCCACAUUCAGUAUGUUUACCCGCUCUGUUGUGAGCACAAUGUACAAACUACAAAAACAUGUCAAUAUAUUGUUUUCCAAUCCACUAAACUGUAUAUUUGUAACAUCAUGUUUUUGUACUCCCUGCAAAAAAAAGUACUUUUUUUCAUGGAGUUGUACAAAACCAAAAAAACAAAACGAUUGCUUUAUCCUGGUCUGUUUUUUUGUUUUCUACUGGACUGGUAUUUUAAAGCUAGGUUGGGGAGGCCAUGUUAAACAAGGUGAAAGUUGACAAAGUGAUUUCAGGUCCAUGCGACUAUUCCUUUUCAACACUCCACUUUGUGUGUCACUUGUGAGGCCUGUUCCAGAUAUGUGUAUUGACUGCUACAGUAUCGCAUUUGCUUUUCCCAUUGGAUUUGUGGAAUAUUUAAUCCAAAUGUCAAUGAAUAUGUAAUCCAGCGCCUUUGCUUUUAACCCUUGUGUGCAUAAUAAUGAUCAAAGAGGUAGAAAGCAUUGCGUUUGAAAAAGGAUCGAAUGUAGUUAAGUAGUACCUAGUUGUCUCUCUCUCUCUCUCUCUCUCUCUCUCUCUCAGUGUAAUGUUUGCUAGCGGUAACUCCAAUGUUGCUGCAAGGCACGGUGGUGUUUUGUUGCUCACCUUUCAAUAACCUUCUUUUAUAGAAGCUCAUAAGAGCGUGAAUGUGAUUUCUUUUUGUCUGGCAAAUGUUUCUCUUCAUGUUCAACUUGAGUUGAUGAGGGCUUGCUGCUUUACUAUUCCUGCUUGCUAUGGCAAUAACUAUCUGCUGCAACAUGUUGAAUGUAGUAUUGAUUGCGUUAGUCGACAUUAUAAUAAUCUUACAAAGGACUAGUCAUUUAAGAAGUGAUUUUAAUGUUGCCAAGUGGGAUCUCGUGUUCACACAAUUCUAUGUUUAUAGCAAUAUUCAUUUUGUCUUGCAUUUAUUCUUGCAAAAUUGUAACUUUAUAGCAGCGAUUCUGACCAUAUUUACUCAAUUUAAUGACUAUUCUUGUAAAAGUAAUAUACAUUUAGUUUUCUUUGUUUCAUGCGAUUAUUUCUAUUUGUUCUUUUCAGUGUUACCCUACUACUCAUCAAUAUACUCUUGCAAAUAUAUUUUUUUUAAACUCGUGCUCUACCGUUGCGUAGAAUUGUAACGGCGUACUCGCGUCGCCUUAGCACCGCUGAAAAGCAAUAGCAGAUGAGAUUAACCUUCUUUUUAGGGUCACCGGGCUAAAAGAAUAUGCUCUUCCAUGAGACCAUUCUAUUCUUCUUCUUCUAUCAUGCUGUGGCCCAUGAAUAUACUUGCAAGCACGACAUCAUUCACUUGGCCAUUUGGUGUCAUGCAUGUGGGUGGCGGACGACUGAUUGAGCCUGUCAACUGCUGACUGAGUCGGUAGGCCGGACGGAAUGUGCUGCCUCGACAUCUGUAAGUUAUUGCUCAGCCUUUUCUCUCAAUGUUUUGACUCGACUCCUGUAUGCAGGUGGGAAGCGAGCGGACAGCGCUAGCUUUUGAUUAGGCCAGCCAUACAAAUUCAAAUUAGUGUUAAGUGCUAUUGCUUUUCUAUUCGUUUUUUUAUGUCUGCAAUUGUACGGUAUUGUUUUGGUUGGUGUGUGGCAAAGGUACCAGUAUGCCUACAAAGUGACCUGUGUGAUAUUUACAAUAGUUUAGAUGAAGGAUAGAAUGUCUGUGAUUCACGCUUUGUAAACAUAAGGCUUUUAUUUAUUUGGGAUCUGAUAUAGAGAUUUUGCUACAUUUUAUAUCGCUUUGUUUGACUGUGAAUGGAAUAUUUUCAGGAAAAGUUGCGAGGGUUACAUACAGGACAUACUAUAUCUAUAUAUACAUACACACACACACACACACACGGUGUAUAUCUUCAAGAUGUAGUUAUUACAUUGCAUUUGGAAAGACAAAGAAGACAGUGAUUUUAUUUAUUUUUCCAUUGUCUAACUAUGGAAGUUAUAACCACCAUGAGUGAAACUGUUGUCUUCUUUUCUUUUCUUUCAAGAGGAAUUGUCUUUUACAUUCCCUAAUUAAAAUGUGGACUCGAAUGUUUCCUUUUUCUUUGUCACAUUAAAAUGGUAAAAGCCUUGCUGAAAGCCUUCACAUAAAGAGUGAAAUGGUACAGAUAAAAUGAAAAUAGACAUAAAGGUAAAACAAAUGUUUAAAAUACAUUUGAACUGAGAAUGCCCUGUAAAAUAACAAAAUAGUAAGGUGCGACUAUCAGUCUUGCAACAUGUAUACUUUUUUUUCUUUUUAAUA